GAAACGUGUCGUCGCGUCGACGCGCGGGUUUUUCGGAAACCCGCCCACCGCAAGUUACUUAUCACCUUCGCUUUUGAAGCACCCAUUCCGCCGCCCGCGCUGGCGCUGCGAUGACGCUCUCGAUCGCGGCCACGUCCGUGUGCGAUGUCUGCCUGGAGCCCUUCAACACGGAGCGCAGGGCGCUCUGCUCGAUCCCGUGCGGGCACGCCUUCUGCUUCGACUGCCUGAAGCGCGUGAAGCCCGAGUGCCCCCUUUGUCGCCAGCCCUUCGAGUGGUCGGGCAUCCUGAGGCUGCACAUCGACAUUGAGCCGCCGAUCAACGCGAGCUCGCCCGCGUCCUCUGCGGGUGCGCCGGACUCGCCCUCCUCCGUGUCCUUGGCGACAACCCCGGACAUGCGUGCGCGUCAGCUGCAGGAGGCGAUCGUCACCGUCGCAAACGUGGGCGCGAGCGAGGACCGAACUCGUACCAGGAGCUACGCGUGAGCAUGCGCAUGAUGUCAACGCGCUCGACGUGGAGU
Molecule: messenger RNA, 517 nt
Organism: Schizophyllum commune H4-8
Lineage: Eukaryota; Fungi; Basidiomycota; Agaricomycetes; Agaricales; Schizophyllaceae
Exons: 5
Coding region: 111-482 (123 amino acids)
Source: RefSeq, a predicted model, not a curated record